AUGGUGAACGACUGGAUAGUGAUCGGGAUAUCGGGAGUCACGUGCGGGGGAAAGACGACAUUGGCCAACCGCCUAAGGGACGCGUUGGUGCCGGUCUACGUGUUUCACCAAGACAAGUAUUUCCUCCCGGACGACAGCCCUAAGCACGUGAGGUGUCCGGGCGUGGAACACAACAAUUACGACAUAUUGUCGGCUCUCGACAUGGACAAGAUGCACGACGACGUCUUGCGCACUCUGAGAGGGGAGACCAGGGCUCACGCGGUCGACCUCGAGAGGGCCGAGGGGAAGUGGGGCGUGCCCGGAAAGAGCUUCUUGAUUCUCGAGGGCUUCACCGUCCUCAACCACAGGCCCUUGAACGAACUGUGUCACUUAAGGUAUUACUUCGUGCUGGAGUACGGCGAAUGUGCGUCGAGACGCGCUUUGCGGUUGUACGACCCGCCCGACACGGCCGGGUACUUCGAACAAUGCGUUUGGCCCGAGCACUUGCGCUUCAAGGCACAGAUCGAGAAAGACAGUCGCGUUAAGAUGUUGGACGGCACGAGUCCGGACGCUUUCGAAGUCGUCCUGAAAGACCUGACGGAGUCGGGAGCCUCUCGCUUAUGA
This is a messenger RNA of Pieris macdunnoughi, 603 nucleotides long. NCBI's taxonomy places the organism in Eukaryota, Metazoa, Arthropoda, Insecta, Lepidoptera, Pieridae. The record is from the annotation of a GenBank genome assembly.